AUGUCAAAUAUUGAAUUUACCACCUCAAACGAUCCUUCAUCAUUAACUCCUUCUCGAACAUCUCCUUCCGACAACCACCACACGACCAUCACACAUUCAUUCCGAACCUUUAUUACACCUCAAACAUCUCUCGAAGAAAUUCACAAAGUAUCGCAUUGGUUUGAUCAAGAUCGAAUUGAUUAUCAUACCUUGAGAUUUCACGACGCCAUUCAGAGACAAAUUUUAAAUCGAUCAGCCUCGGAAAAGGACAAGAAAACUGCGCAGUCCCUUUUAGACAUUAUUCGACUCAAAUAUAUUUUCCCAUAUUCUCGAUUGCUUGGAUUAUUUACCUAUUUUUAUAUUUUGACCAUUAAGAAUUUAUUUAGAGGAAAUUAA
Messenger RNA from Naegleria fowleri, 375 nucleotides. RefSeq lists its product as uncharacterized. Lineage: Eukaryota; Heterolobosea; Eutetramitea; Acrasida; Naegleriidae. The coding region runs from base 1 to 375 and encodes 124 amino acids. The transcript has a single exon. The record is from RefSeq and is a predicted model, not a curated record.